CAAAAAUAUUAAUUCUUAAGUUGGCCAUGAGUUUUUAGACUAGAUUUUAAUGGAGCUAUUUAAAAAUAUUGUAGUCAAGUCACACCAAAUUUUACUGUUACCAGACUACACCUUUCUACAACCAAGAUGUGCGGCGGCUGGGCGUGUGCCUCAUAUGAACUGGCCUGCAAUAAUCCUCCAUUGUCCACAUUGCGUUACUCGGGCAGAGAUUUUAUACCCACACCUUGUGGUCCACAUGACAAGUGCUCUGUUAAGGACACCAGCUGCAGUCGAGGACAUUGCCUGGUGCCGCACAAGACGCCAAUUCAAAUGAAUCCCUGUCUUGAAUUUGAUGCACCCGUUCCACCAGUUGAUCCGGCUAAAGUCGCCGUUGACAAUUGGAAAAUGGCCUAUGAAAAGCUCACAAAAUGCUGCCAUCCAAAAUAAAUUAUAUAAAGAGUUUUGAAUUUAAA
Messenger RNA from Drosophila innubila, 452 nucleotides. RefSeq lists its product as uncharacterized. NCBI's taxonomy places the organism in Eukaryota, Metazoa, Arthropoda, Insecta, Diptera, Drosophilidae. Bases 127 to 426 code for a protein of 99 amino acids. The transcript has 2 exons. The record is from RefSeq and is a predicted model, not a curated record.